Molecule: messenger RNA, 1293 nt
Organism: Aspergillus heteromorphus CBS 117.55
Lineage: Eukaryota; Fungi; Ascomycota; Eurotiomycetes; Eurotiales; Aspergillaceae
Gene: fgaPT1
Product: fumigaclavine A dimethylallyltransferase easL
Exons: 2
Coding region: 1-1293 (430 amino acids)
Biological process (GO): alkaloid metabolic process
Molecular function (GO): transferase activity, transferring alkyl or aryl (other than methyl) groups
Source: RefSeq, a predicted model, not a curated record
AUGACGCUCGCAUCUUCCCUCGUCACCCAGUCCUCCCAGGCUACCAAGACCGUAGCCGCCAAACAUGAGGAGCCGUGGAAAGUGCUGGAUCGGCUACUGCCUUUCCUCAACUCCAGCUGCAGACUCUGGUGGGACGAGAUGGCCCCAGUGAUCGGGCGGUCGAUGCUGCGCACCGGGUACAGCAUUGAAUCGCAGUACAAAUAUCUUCUUCUCGUGCAAUCGACCCUGAUCCCGUUCCUGGGACCGUUUCCCAACCAAGGCCGCUCGAACAUCACCUGGCCGUCGUGCAUUGCGGGCGACAAAGGUCCUCUGGACAUCAGUGUCAAUUACCAGGGGAACUCGAAGCCCACCUUCCGAAUCACGAUCGAGCCCAUCGGUCCCUACGCCGGCACAGACACAGACCUGAUGAAUGAAAUUGCCCCGAGACAGCUACUGCACCAACUGAGCCAUAUCCAACCGGGAGUCGAUCUCACCUGGUACGACCAGCUCGAGAAGGUCAUCACCAUCAGGAACCACGAGGCGCGCCAGAAACAGGAUGCCCUGGCCCAUUACUCGACCAAGACCCAGACCCUCAUCGGUCUCGAUUUCCACGAGGGCUCAUUCACCGUCAAAGCCUACUUCUUCCCACACCUCAGAGCAUCCGUCACAGGCGAAGACUGGGCUCGGAUCCUGUUCGACGGCAUCAGAACGGUCUGCAACACAGACGCUUUCAACCGCGAGUUGACCAAGAUUGAGCAAUACAUCGGCUCUAUCCGCCACAAAGUGCUCGCAGAAAAGCCCAAUGUGGCAUUCGAUUGCAAGGACCCCGCCAAGUCCCGCAUCAAGGUCUACGCCGCGGUGGACAUGUCGUCUCUGGAUGACGUGUACGAUUUCUGGACGAUUGGAGGCCAUCUUCACGGCCCGCAUAUCGAGAACGGGUUUGAAAUCGUCCGCAAAAUGUGGAACAUGAUCUACACGAAGAGUCUUCCCAAUGGUAAGCCCAGGGAGUCGAUGACGGUUCACUGUAACUGGGAGUUGUCGAUUAGCGAUCCUACGCCCGCGCCAAAGGCGUAUUUCCUGGUUGCGGAUGACACGGAUCAGCACGUUUCAAGUGCUAUUACCAAUCUUUUCCGGGAUCUCGGAUGGGAUGAACAUGCGAAAACGCACAAUAUGCUGGAAAAGGAGGCCUACCCUGCCUUUGACAUGAAAACGAGCACCGAUGUCUAUACUUGGCUUUCAUUUGCCCACUCCAAGAAGACUGGUCCGUAUAUCACGGUUUAUACCAAGCCGCUUGGUGGUACAGAUGAGCUUUGA